Penicillium digitatum Pd1 is the source of this 411-nucleotide messenger RNA. Its product is annotated as tubulin-binding prefolding complex subunit GIM3. Gene Ontology annotation, biological process: protein folding. NCBI's taxonomy places the organism in Eukaryota, Fungi, Ascomycota, Eurotiomycetes, Eurotiales, Aspergillaceae. The record is from RefSeq and is a predicted model, not a curated record. Gene Ontology annotation, cellular component: prefoldin complex; cytoplasm.
AUGGUGCAGCCGCGUAUGCUCACAAAAGCGGACGAGACGUCCGUCAAUGAUGAGAAUGAAGUCCGCCGCGAGGAUCAGGAGAAGAUCAACCGGUUCAGUCGGUUGCAUCAGCGCGAGACUGUGCUCGAGGAGCAGUUGAAGGGGAAGCAGAAGGAUAAGGAGGAUUUGGAAGAGGUUUCGAUGGAAUUGGAGCUUGCUGAUGAAGAUGAGCUUGUGCCCUACAAAAUCGGCGACUCAUUCUUCCAACUACCGCUAUCAGACGCGCAGGGAAUGCUCUCGGCAUCAACAGAGAAGAUUGACGCAGAUGUCUCAAAGCUAGAGGACUCACUUGGUGAUCUACGUGAGGAAAUGCAGCAGCUGAAGGUUGCGCUGUAUGCGCGGUUUGGUCGGAGCAUUAACCUGGAGACCUAA